GCUGCAUAUGGAUCUACUCUCAGCCCUCUCACCUGGGGUCCAGCUCGCAGCCUCUGGUCUCCUCCAGACUCGCCUGUUCCUGGAUCAUGCCUUCCCAGCAGCAGCAGCAGUGUGCGCCUCAAGCCCAGCAGCAGCAGGUGAAGCAGCCCUGUCAGCCACCUCCUACCCAAUGUCAAGAGGCCUGUGUUCCCAAAACCAAGGAUCCAUGUACUCCUCAGGCCAAGAAACAAUGCCCAGAGAAGAGCACUGCUAGCCCAGCUCAGCACAAGUGUCCUUCUGCCCAGCAAGUUACUAAGUGUAAACAGAAGUAAGGAUGGACUGGAAACCACUACCCAGGCCACUAGCUGGAGCCUUGCAUUCCUCCUGCUCCUAUUCCCACUGGCUCCAAGAUUUCCCAUCCUUCUACCUAUGUCCAAUGAAGCAGCAUUGUAAGACUCCACAUCAAACUCCUUAUUAUAUGCACUCUUUUUUUUUCCUCCAAGGCUUCUUCUAUAUGAUGUCUCCCAAGUGGCCAUGAGAGAAAAUUCAGCCUCUCCAGUAUCUUUAUUGAUCAUAAUUAUGGCCUUAUCCAUUCCAAAUUACAAAACAACGGUGUAUCAGGCUUCUUCUAGAGCUCUAGCCAGAGCUGAUGUCUCAA
Messenger RNA from Meriones unguiculatus (Mongolian gerbil), 637 nucleotides. It is a transcript of the gene Sprr4, whose product is annotated as small proline rich protein 4. Bases 87 to 311 code for a protein of 74 amino acids. Lineage: Eukaryota; Metazoa; Chordata; Mammalia; Rodentia; Muridae. The record is from RefSeq and is a predicted model, not a curated record. The transcript is spliced from 2 exons.